This is a messenger RNA of Carassius auratus (goldfish), 2195 nucleotides long. Its product is annotated as protein tyrosine phosphatase domain-containing protein 1-like. Lineage: Eukaryota; Metazoa; Chordata; Actinopteri; Cypriniformes; Cyprinidae. The record is from RefSeq and is a predicted model, not a curated record. The transcript has 12 exons. Gene Ontology annotation, biological process: protein dephosphorylation; cilium assembly. Bases 240 to 2135 code for a protein of 631 amino acids. Gene Ontology annotation, molecular function: protein tyrosine phosphatase activity.
UUAGACCAAUCUCUGGGACAGCUUGAGACAUGAACAUGUUUCUGUAUGCAGCAUAGCCAUGUUAGAUUCUCGCUACAAGUUUAUCCUGAAAUCUACACAUUUUACAUAAAACCCUUUCUUGGGGUAUGGAGCCACAUGGUAUUCCUCAGCUGAUUUCCCAAUGCACAGCACAUCCACAUAUAGUGCAUAUAGAACCAGUGAUUUGUGGUUAGUUUCUGUUCUGUCCUCUCCAGUCCUCCAUGACGCCGCAGGUUCCAGUGCCCAGACCAUCAUAUUCUCAGGCCAGGGAGAGUCUGGUGAAGGCUAUUCCUUCGAAGAUCAUCUGUCUUAUCACCUGUGGGGGAAAAGACUGUCGAUAUGAAGGUCCAGCGAGCUGGAGCAUAAGCCAACAGGCCAUUAAAGGUGUCUUCUCCAGCUGGGUUACCGAUGACAUUAUUGCAAUGGCACGACCUUCUACAUGUCUCAUUAAGAGAUACUGCAUCAUAGAGCAGUUCAAACAGUUCAACAUUAAAUCCAUCAUUAAUAUGCAGCUCCCAGGGGAACAUGCUCACUGCGGCCCUCCUCUGGACCCUGGCAGUGGGUUCACAUAUUCACCUCAGAUCUUUAUGGAAAGCCAAAUUUACUUCUAUAAUUUUGGGAUGUGUGAUUUUGGAGUGUCGUCUCUGGAGGGGAUGCUGGAUGCCGUGAAGGUUUUGGCCUUCGCUGUGCAGGAAGGAAAGGUGGCUGUUCAUUGCCAUGCUGGACUGGGCAGGACAGGUGUUCUUAUCGCAUGCUAUCUGGUCUACACCUGUCGAAUCAGCGCUAGUGAAGCUGUCCACUAUGUUCGGAUCAGAAGGCCUUGCUCAAUCCAGACUCGAUCACAGAUCAAUCUGGUGUUUGAUUUCGCCCGGCUGGUGGGCUCUCAGUUGGCUCAGUACCCGUGUCUGAAUAUGCGGCACGGUUCCUCCUUCAGUCUCCGGCAGUAUCUCCUGCGUCAGGCCCUUCUGCUGCACGGGGACGAGGCCCGAACCCUCAAACACAUGCCCAAGAUCCUGCACAUCCUCUGCAGCAUGCUGAUCGCUCUCACCCAGGGGGCUCCCAGUCCUCCAGAGGUCCAGAGAGAACUGGAGAAGAGGCUGAACACCUCGGCCCUGAAGAAGACAGUGAAGGUGACACUUCUGAAGAGAAACCUGCCUGCUCUGAAGGAAAGGAGAGGCUCAUGCAGAGCGUACUCCUGUGAGUCCUGGGACAAGCCAUUCGGGUUCCUGGAGAGGAAGAGGGAUGUCCUUCUGAACAAGCGAAGCUACAGCGAGUCAGAUCUCACAAAGAUUACUAUUACUGAGGAUUUUAUGUUCUCACACUACUUUCCUCAAUCUGGUGGACUCCAUAAAUUAAACAAUGGACCGAUCGGCCCAUCACAAGAUCGGAGAAUCCCAACAGAAUCCCAAAAGAGUCUUCAAACCCAGAUGACAGACCAGUGCAAUGGCAGGGACAGGGAAAUGACAGGGAAACACAGCCCCAGUCCACCAUCAGCUCUUCUCCCACAAAAUGAGAAUGUGAACAAGAAGACAAAAUGUACAACCAAGAAACCUCAGGUUUACCUAAAGUUCAGCUCAAACAUCGAGCUAAGGCUGGAGCAUCCUAAAACAGUUCAGCCAUCAUUAUCAAGAGCUGUCGCUAAAGCAAUGGCACAACAGCGCCCCCCACUGGACACUGUGUUGAAAAAAGCAGCGGUUUUGCAGGAUGAGCUCAACUUGAGUGAAUGUGGCUGGGCUACACUUGUCAUGGAAACAGAUCCUGAAGUCCUGAGCACACUGUUAUGGAUCUGGCUGGACAAAUUAAAGGAUCCUGUUCUCAGUAAAGAUGACGUAGAGAGGCUGACCUCAACCCGGCCUGCACAAAACCUGCACAAUAUUUCACUGCAAAAGUAUCAGCGGCACACCAUCUGCUGUCUGCUGGACUGUGUGGGUCAAGUGGCGUUCCGAUGUCCUCAGUUUGAACAUGCUAUACUACAGAGACUCAUUCGAGCUUUAACAAGACGCCCUCCAGAGGACAUGGAGAGACACAACAUCUUGUUACGGGUUCUCAGAGCUACAAUGAAAGAGCAGUACCUUUACAACCUCCACCCAAACACUACAACACCAUCACAGUGUUAGGAGCAGUGCUUCAACUAAUGAAACCAGCAAAGAUAUUUAUAUAAAGAACCAUUGUUUGAA